AUGUCUCAGAUAACUAGUAGUUUUGGGGUUUUUCAAUUACCCGAUUGUGUAGCUAGUCGAAAGGUCUAUCGAAAGGUAAAAACCCGAACUCGAUAGCUAUGAACAUCGGUGAGAUAUAAUGAAAAUACUCCUGUCCGUAUCUAUCAUAUAUCUCUUAUAGAUUCAUGAGGUUACUUAUGAUCGUAAUAUUACCUAAUGUUUUUGGAGUAGAUAGAAUUUCUCAAGAGCUCCAAAUAAUGAUAGGGAGUAAAUAUGGUGCGUUUGAGGUUUCCUCAACAUUACACUAUCCGAAAACAAUGAAAAACUCACAUAUACUGACACUGCCGUUAGAACUGUUUAUUGUUGACUAAGAAUCAAAUAAGAAUCAAAAAAACAAGGUUACUGUCUAUUUCCACUUUUUGCAGUACACAUAACUCUCGGAUAAAAUCCGAGAUUACACAUUUAUUUUAAUUUGUCCUAAAUGUGUUUUGUCCGAUUUCAUUUUGUCUCUUUACAAUUCGUCCUAAUUCUCUCUUGUCUCAUUACAUUUCGUCCUCUUGCAUCUCGUUCCAAAAGUUAAGUAUUCAUUUUUUAUCACGAUAAUAUGAAUUAAAAUUUAGGGUGAGUGUGGGGUGGAUGUGAAUAAAGACGAUACAUAUACCC
Molecule: messenger RNA, 642 nt
Organism: Adineta steineri
Lineage: Eukaryota; Metazoa; Rotifera; Eurotatoria; Adinetida; Adinetidae
Source: the annotation of a GenBank genome assembly